AUGAACCAAGAUGUUCAUAUAAUGCUAAAAUUUCAAAUUAUCGCAAUAUUUAUCAUUUGUACCAUAGAUUGUAUAUUAUUAAACAAGAAUCCAGUACAUGAAGGAUUUAUUACACAUCAGUUUGGAAAUAAUUAUAAAACAUUCCAAAUAAGGGAUUCUGUAAUAGUAGAACCACCUUUUGACCCUGGAGGAAUCAUAGUGGAAACGGAACACUCAAGAGAUUUAAAAAAUGUAUUCUUUUUCAAUGUCGCACAUAAACUAAAGGAAGGAAGAAAACUACUGGAGUCAUUUACAGUGCCCCUUAGUAAACAAAAAUUAGCAAUGGAACAUUUUAAGUUAUAUUUCAACAAUAAUUUCUCAACUAAAACCAAACAGUUGUCCGAAAUAGUGUCAGACUUUGAGGCAACAAAAUGUGAAAUAAAAGAAACCGUAAGAAGAAUUGAAGAUGUGUUUGUAUCAGAAAUCGAAAAUAAAUUCGAAUAUGUAGAAAAUAUUUCAGAUCUUGAGGUUUUAAAUAGACAAGUCGAGAUUUUGUACGGGGCCGAUUUAAUGGCAUCUUACAUUCUCUUGUUUACUUCAAGAUUAACCAGAAGUGUGUUAUACAAGUACAUUUGGAGUAAUCAUGCAUUCUUAGAUUCUGAUAAGGAGUAUCUGUGUUGUAAUUGGAUAGUUAACGGAGGUGUUCAUGACACGGAGUUGCAUAAAAAGUUCAGUUUGGAUGAACUCACAAAUGAAGAUUUGGUAGAUAUAAUAAGAUUGCAUAAGAAUUAUUUAACAUUUGUAAAGGUAAGAUCCCGGAAAGUUUUGAGUACUCUGGAUAGGAAAUCAUUAAUUUCGAUUUUUCAAACUAUAUUAAUGAAGUCCAUAUGGGCACACUAUAUACAUGAACCUUCGAAUAUAUCAAUAGAUAAAAAUAAAGAAGUUGGCGAAGAGAAAGAUGAAAUUGCUAAUAAAAAUAAAGAUGAAAUGAUUGAUAAUGAAACUUUGAAAUUUGAAAGAGAAGAAGAACUUGAGGAUGAAUUUGAAGGGAAAGGACAUUUGGAUAACAUAUAUAAUUGGAUAAUGAAAUAUAAAAAUAGACCAAAUAGUGAUAUAAAAGGAUUACGCUAUUUAGAAAAUAGAGAAUCUAACAAGUUGAAGGAGACAAUAAACACAUUAGACUCAAUGUUGGUUAAAACUAAAGAAAAACUUAGUCACCUUAACAAAUCCCUGUAUAACUAUUAUAAAAGAAUGAGAAAACGUAAAAUAAUUCAAGAUAGUGAAUCACAGAUAAAGGAGGAAGAGGUAAGAGAAGGCGAAGAGUUAAGAUUUUCACUAGAAGUAUUGAUAAAUUAUUACAAGGAUACUUUGGAUGGACUGAGUGGAUUAUAUGGAAAGAUAAGAAAGGAAGAAAAUGUGAAGUUCCUUAAUAACUUGAUAGAGUAUGAAAAACAUGACCUGCUGAACCUACUAUUGAUAUAUUUACCAGCAAUACCUGAACUUAAACAAAUUACAGACAAACAAGUGUACCUAAACUAUUUGACUUUGAGUAAGAUAACAUUGGUUAAAUUAGUCUAUAUAGCAAUGAUCAGAACAAGUCCAGUUUAUGUCCCAUUCAUAAAUCACUACUAUUCUCUAGUAGAUAGUGGUCAAACUGAUAUAGAUAACACUAAAUUACUGAAGGAACGAGAAGAGAUUUUAAAACAUUCCGAGAAUACUAGUGCUAGUGAUGAUGUAUUGGCAUUUGAAUUCGAUGAAAUUGAUACUGUAAUUAAUAAACUUAGUGAAGUGAAUCCAUUGACUGGGAAGAAAGUUGUAAACCUGAGAAAGGUGAGAUUAGAUAAUAAGUCAAGACAAGUGGUACUAUUUGGUACUAGGAGAACCGAGCAGGUGACUAAAUCGAUACUAAAACACCCACCACACUUUCAAAUUGUACUAAAGCUUCUAAGUAAGAACAGCUAUUCCAACAGUGCUGUAAAAGAAAAUCUGGAAUAUCUCGAACAAAAUUACGGAAAACAGGUACAAACCCAUGAGAAAUUUGAUAAAAAUUGUCCAACCGGUUCCUCAGAAUCUGAAGAAUUGAAGAAAAUAAUAAGAACUAAAAGACUUGAGAAUUUGCUAAGCCUUUUGAACGAAAAUGAAUUAAACGAAAUUUACUCAGAGUUCCUAAAAUACAUUUAUCCAUUCAAUAGUGUUGAUAAGGGAGAAGUAGGUGGAUAUUUAGAAGAAGUUCUAGAUCAACGAAUAUUGGGAGACGAAUUACUAGGAGAUGAGAAUAUGGAAAUAGUGUAUAAUAGUGAUUUAUUAAAUGAAAUGAAAGGUAAUAUUAAGACAGAAAAUAAUGUUAUUGAAAUCAUGAAAAGGUAUUUAAGCUUAAUUAAAAGUAGAGUUUAUGACACCGUCAAAGACUCAAUUCUGACAUUUUUAUCACAGACAAUUCCAGAUAGUGAUGAGAAGAUAAAAGAGUUGUCGGAAAAAAAUGAUGUUGAAGUGAUAAAUGAAUUUAAGGAAUAUCUAAAAGAUUUGGAACAAGAUGAAAAUACUUUGAGAAUUGAAUAUAACACGGCACCGCAGUGUAAAACGACAGAUAGUUACUUCAAAAGGACAAAAAACAUGUUUAACAUUUUGCCAACAAAGUCUAAAAAAUAUAUAGAGGGAGCAAGAGAAACUAAAUUAUAUAGUACAGAGGAAGAUAUUACAUUCAUAAAACAACCAUUUUCAGAAAUUGAUGAAAUAGUUGAUGGUGUUGAUGAGAGUGUGUUUAAGAGAGAGAAAGAAAAGCCCUCAAUUGAUGAUAUAUAUAAGAUGGUUUUCUCAAGAAAUAUUACUAGUGCACCAAAGGAUAGAAUAGAAAAGUUAAAUUUUAGUGAAAAUGUAAUUGAAAAAUGGACUAAAUUGGGACUGAGUAAAAAUGUGGCAAGAUCAGCAUUAUCAUACCUCUCAAACAAUUAUGGGAAUAAAUUUGAACAGAUGGCAUUUAAACCAAGUUUGAUACAGAAAUUAGCUAUCGAAGAGGUUUUGAAUAAGAAUAGAAAAAAUUUGGUAAUUUCAGGAUCAGUUGGAGGUGGGAAAACUUUGGCAUAUUUACUACCGAUUCUGCAAAGGUUGAAGGAGGAUGAGUUGACCAAUUUGAGAGAACCCUCAUCACCAAGAUGUUUAAUUAUAACACCAACAACGGAAUUGUGUUCAGAAAUACACAAAGUGGUGAAGAAACUAUCACACCUGCUAAAGAUAACUGGACUCCAAGUCUCAAAAGGAGUUUAUAGUAAUAUUAUUAGGGAUAAACUUAAAGGACUAGUAGAUGUGGUAGUAGCAACGCCGUCUAGAUUGCUAAAAUUUAGAAAACUAUUAAACUUCAAUAAGUUGAAAUAUGUAGUCUUGGAAGAAUCUGACUGCUUAUUCAACGAAGGGUUCUUCCCAUUGGUUUACACAAUAUUACAGCAGAUACCCAAUUACUCACAUAUCAAUAACCAAAAGAGUGCUGAGGCUCAGAUUAUACAAGUGGCUUCAAACAUUAGUUAUUUAAAGUUCUUCGAGUCUAUACAUAAGUCAUUCACCAAAUUUCUCAAUAAAUCCAAUGCAGGUACUGAUCCCAAUCAAGAAGAAGUUGAAAGAAUAAAUCUGGUAAAGUUGUUUGGAAAACAUAAGAAAAGACUUGAGUUAUAUAAACAUAUUGUUAGUUACUACUUUAAACCUCUGGAAAGUGAAACUAAAACCACUAACCGCUCAAAUGUUAGAAAUAAUAUGUUUGACUACAAUAAGAGGAUUAUAGAUGAACUCAUUAAUAGCCAUAAAGUAGUGGAUGAAGUUGGAAUUACCAGACCAUCAAAAGGAAUAAAACAUAUGUUUAUACCCGUAGAAAAAGAUAAAGUAAGAACAUUAAUCAAUAUACUCAAAUAUGAUAUAAAAUAUCCAGCGACCAAUAAUACAGUUUAUGGCACCAGCACCGUAAUGGAUAAUACAGUUGAUUCUACUAACUCUGCCAAUAGUGGUGAUGAAUUAAAGAUUCCUAAGAAAAUAAUAGUAUUUUGUAGAAAAGUUGAUGCAGUUAGAGCUAUAGAUCAUUAUUUAACAGAGUCAGGAUUUUCCCCAGUUUCAGUACAUAGUAAAAUGCCAUUUGAGAAAAGACAAGCAAAUUUCAAGACAUUUAGAGAAGCUAAUAAUGCUAUAUUAGUGACAACAGAAUUAAUGAGUCGAGGUCUAAACUUGGAUGUUGAUACUGUAAUAUUAUUUGAUUUCCCAUUAAACCCAAAUGAAUACAUACGAAAAUCAUCAAUACUCUCACAUUCCCCUCUUUUGUACACACUUUUUAGAGAAAAAACAUCAAACUAUAGUCAAUAUACUGUAUAUAAUGAUUUUAUAGAAAAUUCAGAUCAGUGUGAUAAAUAUGUUGUUACGGGUAAACAGUUUGUAAAUUGUUGGGAUGUUCCAUCUGAUGGUAUAAGUCUUAGUAAACUUUUGAUUGGAGAUAAAAGGUGUAUAGGAUUAAUUGAUAAAAAGGAUAGAGUGUUGAGUGAAGCAAUUAAAAGAAGUUUGAGUAUUGAUUACUUUCCAAUAAAUAGACUAAGUUCCAGAAAAAAAGAUUAUAACCAGAUUACAGGAACACUAAAAUACUUAACUCAAGCAGGAGGUUAUUUUAAGUUUAUGAACCAUUUAAGGAAUUUGGAAGUUAAAGGCACAUUUGACCCAGAAGAUAUGUACAAAUAUUUAGAUGAAUUCAGAUCAAUAGUGAAGGAACAAUUUGUUAACAGUUUCAAAAAAGUUAAGCUGAGGCGUGUGAAGAUUUGUAAAAGGAGAAGAGAAUUGAUGAGGAAACUUAAGAUGUUGAAGAAAUGGAAUAAAGCAAUUAGACUGAAACAGAGAAUAAUAUCAGAAAUUGACCUCAAAAAGAGGACAAAGGACUACAUUUAUGUAAACUUUACAAAGGAUGAGAGAAGUUGCCCGCCAAUGAAGAAUUUAAAGAAAGUACGUUUUGAACUCCUUAAACUAAAGCUUCUGAAAGGUUCAAAUUCAGAAAAACUACUCAAAAGAUCAUUAAAUCAGAUACUCAAAUUCAUUAACCGACUUCAAAUCAAGUUAAUUAAUCACAGACGUUUGGUCAAAGAUAUGACUGAGGAUGGUGAAUCAAUAUCUGAUUCUGAACCUACAUUUAAACUAAUUGACAUUGCUAAAAGUGAUAAUAGUGACAAAAAGGUCAAAAGAAUAUGUUCUCUAAUAUAA
Theileria annulata is the source of this 5199-nucleotide messenger RNA. Its product is annotated as ATP-dependent RNA helicase, putative. Gene Ontology annotation, molecular function: ATP binding; nucleic acid binding. Lineage: Eukaryota; Apicomplexa; Aconoidasida; Piroplasmida; Theileriidae. The transcript is spliced from 2 exons. The record is from RefSeq and is a predicted model, not a curated record. Bases 1 to 5199 code for a protein of 1732 amino acids.